Molecule: messenger RNA, 960 nt
Organism: Aegilops tauschii subsp. strangulata
Lineage: Eukaryota; Viridiplantae; Streptophyta; Magnoliopsida; Poales; Poaceae
Source: RefSeq, a predicted model, not a curated record
AUGCCAACACCAACGCCAACGGUCGACGACCCCUUCUACAACCAGUACAUGGAGGACGUGAUCUUCGAGGGUGGGCAGGGCCGUGCCUACGACCCCAACAAUACCCAAAGUCAGGAUGGCCGCGCCCAGUACGUCCCCGAUGAAGAUGCCGACGACCGUACUGACUACGACCAUGGUGACUCGUGGCAUGAAGACGAUGACAUCUAUGUCGAAGGUGACGGUGAUGAAGAAGAAGGCAAUGACGUUGAUAUUAGUGGCGAGCCAUUGUUCAUCGACGAGCUCACCCAAAGAGCGGAAGCACAAAAGAAGAGGAAGAGCAUUCGCACGGGUUCAUAUACACAAGAUGAGGACAAGUUGAUUUGCCAAGUUUGGAUGGAGAUUAGCCAAGAUCUGAGGACCGGCGCGCAACAAAAGGGCAUUGUUUUUUGGACGAGAGUCCACAAAACAUUCCAUGAAAGGAAGAUGUUUGAGCCCUACCAAAUUACAAGCAACCGUGGCAUCGGCUCGAUUCAAAAGAGGUGGUUGUUCAUCCAACAAGAGUGCAACAAGUAUUGCGCCGCAUUUGAGAGCAUUGAAGCACGGCCCGUGAGUGGUCUCGGCGUUGGGGACAUGGCAUUUCAAUCUUUGGAGGCAUUCAAGGCCCAGCACAAUGACAAGCCAUUCACUCUUACACAUUGUUGGAUGAUAAUCAACAAUUGCCCUAAGUACAAGGACCAAUACCAUGAACUUCAAAGGAAGAGAGGAUUGAAGACGACCAAGUUCGCCGGAGGUGGAGAUAGCGAGGCGUUGAAGAGGCCGAGGGGCAAGACCAACUCCAAGGUUGACGACAUACGUGAUGCCUCAUCCAUGGCAUUGCAUGACACUUUGCACGGCAUGAUGUCUCAAAAGGAUGCUGCUGGCUCUGUUGCCGGCGUGAUGAACUGGGGCCGCUGGCCUGAUGAACUAGGGUUUGACAUUUGA